This is a messenger RNA of Cornus florida, 1978 nucleotides long. RefSeq names its product protein PSK SIMULATOR 1. The record is from RefSeq and is a predicted model, not a curated record. Gene Ontology annotation, biological process: positive regulation of growth. The transcript has a single exon. NCBI's taxonomy places the organism in Eukaryota, Viridiplantae, Streptophyta, Magnoliopsida, Cornales, Cornaceae. The coding region runs from base 296 to 1702 and encodes 468 amino acids.
UUCAAACAAAAAAGACAAAGUACACCCAAGUGAUACUCUCUCACACACAACACACACUCAUUUUCUUAUUAGACUUAUAUUGGAAGUGCUUUCAACAUCCCACGAGCCUUACACCCUGCAUCUCCAAAAUUUUCUCAUCCUUAUCUCUCUGCAACUCCACUCUUCAAUUAUUUCUCUCUCUCCCUUCCAUCUCUUUCUACUCACUCUCUCUCUCUCUCAUCAACCCCAUCGUCUUCUUAAUCUUCAAAGAAUUUGCAUAACUCCUCCAUCUCUCUCUAUCAAGCACAACUCAUACAUGAUGGAUCUCGAAACAUUGUUAAUCAAAGUGAAGACAACGAUAUGGAACCGUGUUGUGGACACUCCACCAAAGACCAAAACAAUCAAGAGAUCAUCAAACGUCGGCGUCUUGGCCUUCGAGAUCGCCGGACUCAUGUCCAAGCUCCUCCAUCUCUGGCAAUCCCUCUCCGACAAAAACAUCGUCCGCAUCCACAACGAAUCUAUCUCUCUCGAAGGAGUGCAAAAGAUCAUAUCCAACGACGAAGCUUUUCUCCUCAGCCUCGCCUGUGCGGAGAUGGUGGAAAGUGUCAGACUCGUUUCCAAGUCCGUGUCGAGGAUAAGCAAGCGGUGCGAGGACUCGAAUCUCCGGUGCUUCGAUCGCUUGCUCGAUGAAUUUGCAGACUCAUGCCGCGAUCCCAACAAUUGGGUUCUGAGCUGUAAAGAAACUGAAGCCAAGAACAAGAAGAUGGAUCGUCUGGUGGCGAUGACAAACACCCUUUAUAGAGAAAUGGACGAGCUUUCGACAAUGGAGGCUAGUUUGAAGAGGUCACUGAAGAGUAAAGAGCAAGAAAAGAUCAUUGAGAAGCAACAGAAGAUUCUCUACCAAAGACAAGAAGUGAAGUAUCUGAAAGAGAGAUCGAUAUGGUGUCGAAGUUUCGAUACAGUCACUUCAUUGCUUGUGAGAUCUAUCUUCACAGUCCUGGCAAGGAUCAAGCACGUUUUCGGGAUUGGUCAUGUACACAACUAUCCACCUUCUCUACCACGGAGUCUCUCAGCUUCAGCAACUGUCCACCCUUCUGACCAAAACCCUAAUGUUUGUGAUUUCGUGUCCGGGGCAUUCAUCAAGGGCUCUCAGGCUCAGGAUCACGAGAAAUUAGCAUCGGAUGAUGGGUUUUUCGAGCUGAACUCGAAGGUGUUAAAGCCGCCUGCAACCACCCUAGGCGCGGCGGCUCUAGCUCUGCAUUAUGCAAACUUGAUCAUAGUGAUGGAGAAGAUGAUAAGGUUACCUCACUUGGUCGGAGCCGAUGCUCGGGAUGAUCUGUACUCGAUGUUGCCGAGAAGUAUAAGGUGGUCCCUGAGGGAGAGGCUGAGAGGGGUAGGGUUUUCGGCCAGCGACCCCGGUCUUGCCGGAGAGUGGAGAGAGGCACUGGUGAGGAUAUUAGGAUGGUUAUCACCAUUGGCACAUAACAUGAUAAAGUGGCAGAGUGAAAGGAGCUUUGAGCAGCAGAAUUUGGUGCCUAAAACUAACGUUCUUCUCUUGCAAACUCUAUUUUUUGCCAACAAAGAGAAGACUGAGGCUGCAAUUACUGAGCUGUUGGUGGGCCUCAAUUACAUUUGGAGGUUUGAGAGGGAGAUGAAUGCUAAGGCCUUGUUUGAAUGUACCAACUUCAAUGAGUUCUUGGAUUUGCAGAACUCCAGUAAUUGAGCAAAGGGGCUUCACCUUUUUUUUCUUUUCCUUUUUUUUUCUUUUCUUUUCCUUUCACCUUAUUUGGUUCUAAUUUUGUUUUUCAAGAUAUAUAUAUAUAUAUAUAUAAAUAUAUAUUAUGUGGGUUAUUUUAGAUGGAUCACAGCUUCUGAUCUGUGAUGCAGUGAGCGUUUUAUUUUGCUUCUAACACUGAUCUGAUCUGUAUAUUGUAAUAUAUAUAUAUAUUGUCUGUAAAUGAUAUGAUUGAGUUGAGCUGAUCCAGCACUUAUGUGGGCU